This is a messenger RNA of Cooperia oncophora, 2157 nucleotides long. Lineage: Eukaryota; Metazoa; Nematoda; Chromadorea; Rhabditida; Trichostrongylidae. The record is from the annotation of a GenBank genome assembly.
AUGUGUGCUCCUGAUAGAAAUGUAUCCUUUGCGCAGACUUUCCUAUUCAGGUGUGAGCAGGUUCGUUCUGAAUACGAGGACAAAUCAUCAUAUCUGAAGUCACCCGAUCUAACACUAACUGGACGCGAGGUUCACUACCUUGGGAAAAAUGGAGAGCUUCUUGGUGCAUCUUUGGCCUCUCAGGGUACCAGGAGAGGAGGAGCUGUUGUUUGCGCUCCACUGAUGCGGUUUCACAAUACAAGUGCAUACCCUCAAGGCGUUUGCUAUGAGUUGAACUCCGAUCUCACUUUGGGCGGUACGUACACGACUUGUCUCCAGAAGAAUCUUCCCAAGCUCGAUCGGCACAACGAAUACGGAGCAUGCAUGGAAGGAUUCUCAGCUGCUAUUUCUGAAAACGUUAUGGUGACUGGAUUGAUUGGUGCAAUGAAGUGGACAGGUGGAGUGUACGCACGCAAAGCCGAGGGAGGAAUUUUCGGCACCACUAUCGAAAAAUAUACAAUGGCGCCCGAAGAAGGAGGAGUAAGGACAAUGCUGGCUGCUCAUGAUUACCUUGGUUAUUCGGUGGACGUUGGGCGAUUCGGAUUCUGGUAUGAAAAUGGAGAGAAGGCCACAAUAGUUUCUGGCGCCACUCGAUUUGGGCAACAUGGAGCUGUGGUAUUUCUUCCUUUCACCAAGGAGCGUGGAGACCUGCUGACGUUCACGGAAGAUAGAUUUGUAAUAAAUGGCACUAAAAUGGGAUCAGCGUUUGGCUACGCGAUUGAGGUUGUUGACCUGAAUAACGACGGAUUUGACGAUCUGAUUGUCGGCGCUCCUUUCGAGCAUCGAGCUGAUGCUGAUGGGCAUUUUGGUGGAAUAGUUUAUGUUUAUUUCUCACAAGGAAAACAGCGUCAAAAAGGUGAAUCAUCGAAAGUUUUCCAUUCUCCGAUCAUUCUGAAGGCACCCGGAUUUUUCUCUCAAUUCGGUCUUUCGAUAACAAAGCUCGGAAAUCUUGACGGCGACAAGCGUGGUUACAACGGUAUGAUUUUUCAAGAGUUAGUUUGGCUUUUGACAAUGUUCUUGGGCAACAAUACCUGUGCUCCAGAUUUCGCUGUCGGUGCUCCAUUUGCCAAUGACGGAAAAGGAGCUGUAUACGUGUACCUUGGUGAGAAGUCCAAAAAAGAGUUCAGAAAAACACCCGCUCAGGUUAUCAUGAGUUCCGAUCUGCCAAAUCUCCGCCGUCCGGUAAAGUCGUUCGGAUUUUCUUUAUCUGGUGGCUCUGACCUUGACAGCAACGGUUAUCCUGAUCUCGUUGUCGGAGCGGUCACUGGAGAAGUUGUCACGAUAUUACGAUCACGACCUGUGAUUAGCAUCAUGGCCUCGCAUAAGACAGCAAGUCCAUUUAUUGAUAUUGAGAAGGGUAGAAACUGUCCGCGAGGUGCCAAAACAUGUUUCCCACUUGAUCUCGAAAUUUUUGUUGACCGCGAUCCUUCCAAAGGAGCUGAUCUGGUCGACUUCAAUUCGAAUGUGUUCAUCUGUAACUUGGAGGUGAUUUCUGUCAAACAGGGAGUUCCGCUGAGAGGGUACAUUGCCAGAUCUGCUUCAACAAAUCAUAGUUGGCCAUGUGGUCGAGAUGCUCACCGUAAACCACAGAAGUCUACGGAAACUAUUUAUAUACCUGAAAAUGACAAUGCUGCGAAGGACUGGAUAAAUCCCCUGAAAUUCCGUUUCACCGUGCGGAUAAUGAAUGAACGGAAACCUUUCCAUCCGGCUGAAGGACGUCCAGUUGUUGAUUUGAAGCAAUAUCCAAUUCUCAACAAGUACGGUGCCAGUUACGAGUUUGAGAUACCUUUUAAUACGAGAUGUGGUGAAGACCAAGUGUGCCAGACUGACCUAGUACUGAAAGCAGUAUUUGUCGACAUACCAAAAACCGAGAAAGGAUACGUGUCGAAUGUGGGCGAUAAGGAUUAUCUAGACAUUACGUUCACGGUUGAAAAUCGUAAAGAAAAGGCGUAUCAAGCAGCGCUGUUUCUCACCUACGAUCCAGAAGAACUCGAACUUCCUAUGGUUGUCGGAGGAGCAAAACUUGGCUGGGAGACAGUUGGCAAAAAUGUUGUUGUGGUUCACCUGGGAAAUCCAAUGGAUUCCAGUUCGAAGCACUCAUUCGAUCUUCGCUUCAAG